Molecule: messenger RNA, 1614 nt
Organism: Penicillium angulare
Lineage: Eukaryota; Fungi; Ascomycota; Eurotiomycetes; Eurotiales; Aspergillaceae
Exons: 4
Coding region: 1-1614 (537 amino acids)
Biological process (GO): transmembrane transport; amino acid transport
Cellular component (GO): membrane
Molecular function (GO): transmembrane transporter activity
Source: RefSeq, a predicted model, not a curated record
AUGGAUAGCAUGCUGGACGCCCAUCAGCGGGAUUCCCCUGCCUCUUCCAAUCAAAAGAGUCUUAAACACGAUGGCGGCGAACCCUACCAGUCCGACCCGGUAGCCGCAAAUGGCCAUCUAGAGGCAUUGGGCUACGAGCCCGAGCUUACCAGAAAUCGGUCAACGCUCCAAGUCGCCUUUAUGUCUUUUGUCCUUGCAUCUAUUCCUUAUGGUCUAUCUACGACAUUUAUCUAUCCUCUCGAGGGUGGUGGUGCCGUGAACAUCAUAUGGGGUUGGCUGAUGGUCUCUUUGAUUAUUCUCUGCGUGGCUGCCUCUCUAGGUGAAAUUACUUCUGUAUACCCGACAGCUGGAGGUGUGUACUACCAGUCAUUUAUGCUUUCUCCGGUUCGUUACCGAAGAAUUGUUGCUUGGACAUGUGGUUGGUCCUACGUGGUCGGCAAUAUCACCAUUACUCUUGCCGUGAACUUUGGGUCCGCCCAGUUCAUAAUCUCCUGCGUCAACGUUUUCGAGAAAUCGCCAGGUGUAGGAAUCUUCGAAGCUUCAGCCUAUCAAACUUUCCUGAUUUUCCUAGCCAUCACAUUCCUAUGCAACGCAGUUUCCGCGCUUGGGAAUAAAUGGCUGCCCCAUCUCGAUACAUUCGCGAUUUUCUGGACUCUUGCAGGAGUCUUAGCCAUUAUUAUCUGUGUUUUAGUGAUUGCGAAAAACGGGAGACACGACGCCAAGUACGUCUUCACAAGUUUCGAGCCUCGGUCAGGCUGGCCGGUCGGGUGGUCAUUCUGCGUCGGACUUUUACAAGCUGCAUAUACUACAUCAUCAACUGGAAUGGUUAUAUCGAUGUGCGAAGAGGUUAGAGAGCCAUCUCGUCAAGUCCCAAAAGCCAUCAUCGGCACAGUCAUCUUGAACACGAUCGCGGGUCUCGUGUUCCUGAUCCCAAUCGUCUUUGUGCUUCCAAAUAUCCCAGAGCUAGUUGCACUUCCAUCAGGUCAACCUGUCCCCAGUAUCAUGAAAUCUGCCAUCGGCAAUUCAACUGGUUCAUUCCUGCUUCUUCUCCCACUGGCCGUCCUUGCUCUUCUCUGUGGCAUCGGAUGUACCACCGCUGUGUCGCGAUCUGUAUGGGCUUUUGCAAGAGACGGUGGUAUCCCUUACUCCAAAAAAUGGAAAAAGGUAAAUCAUACUCUGGAUGUUCCUUUUAAUGCGAUGAUGCUCGGUAUGGUAGUUGAGAUUGCUCUUGGUCUUAUCUACUUCGGCUCAAGUACUGCAUUCAACGCUUUCUCUGGAGUUGGUGUCAUCACUUUAACAGUGAGCUACGCGUGCCCUAUCGCCGUGUCAUUCCUCGGGGGCCGCCAGCAAAUCAAGAAGGGAAAUUUCGAUCUCGGAACACUCGGUGUCGUUUGUAACAUUGUCGCUUUAGCUUGGAGCAUCCUGGCGGUGCCUCUCUUCUGUAUGCCCGCGGCUAUCCCCGUUACUGCAGAAACUGUCAACUAUGCACCAGUCGUGUUUGUGGGUUUCGUUUUGAUAGCUACAGUAUGGUAUUGGGUGUGGGGACGCAAUAAAUACGUUGGACCGCCAACUGUUGACGAUGCGGUUAUGGAUAUUCGACACGAUGGACUCUGA